AUGGGAGACUCAAGCGCUUCAGAUGCUGGGGCGCAUGUGUCCUACGACGCGCUUGCCUCGCUUCUUGGAGUCAAGGGUCCUCUUCGCCUGGUGCCUCAAGGCUCAACGCCAAAAGCACACGUCGUAAUCAAACGAGACUACAUUAGAGAGAAAUCAGACUCAGGUGAAUCCUCUACGAGUAUAGCGCGCUUCAGUUUUAUUGCAGGGAAGAAAUUCGCCAUCAACAAGGGACAGCCACUACUGUUUGCGGUGGCCGCGCCAACAGAUCAAGAUGGAAAGACUCUGCUAUGCGACGACAAUACCUUCCUUCUAGAAGCGGAUGUUGCGAGCGUUUCUGAUGACAAUGGCGAAGAAGACAUUGGGAAUAUUUUAUCCAAAAAGGAGCAAAAGAAAGAGCAGGGCAAUGUAGGUGGUCUUCCGCCGAAAAUGCGAAAGAGUUACUCGAGGAAGACGUCAUAUGCGAGUUAUAUCGAAAACGAACCGCCAUCUUCUAUUGGAUUUCUUGGAUACCCAUUGGGCGCGCCUACUCCGCGCGUCUACACCUCCGCCUCAGUACAGACCGAAACCCGUUCUCCCCCAUCCCCUUCACCUGCAUUCGGAACCGCACCUCUCGAAACCAUACGUAGUCCUUGUAUUCCACUUUCCAUCAUUGACAUUGUCGAGCAGUCGCCUGUCCAACUACCCUCACCUGUAUCUGCCGAUCAUGCUCGUGAGCCGACCUCAGAAUCUUUGACCCAAAUUGAAGGCGAAGAAAUGGAUGAUUUCUCGCGCGCAGAACGCAGCCUUUCGCCCAUGGACUUAAGUAGCGCGAGUUGUUCUCCAGCUAAUUCCCCUCUCCCAAAACACGAUCCUUUGCCGGAUGAAACGACUCCAAACCGCUCCGAAAGAGAAUUUCUUUCCUUUGAAUCUCUUGCUAGAGAUGUGUCUUCAGGGCCUCAUGCACAAGAUGAACCCAUUCCUUGUCCUCCUGGUGAAGCCAUACCUUCUGGUUCUUUGCUAUGUAAUACGGUCUCUCCUUUGUUGUCACCAAUACACCCUCCAUCCAUUCUGUCCCCACCUCCUUUACCCUCUCCCUCUCCGGCAGCCUCUAUCAUUACGUCAACCAACCCCUCGAGUAAUAUCUCAUUCGACAACCUAUCUGUGGAAACCAUUCCCCCAACUACGGUCAGUGACAAAUCUAGGUUAGAAAAUGUAUCAAUGCAUAUUCCGUCUGUGAACGUCAUAUUUUCCACAACACGUCUUCCUUCUGAGCAGCCUUCGUCGUCUCUGGAGAAUGGUAGCAUCCCUCCCUUUUUUCACAAGUUUUAUACCACUAAGGAUCAAAUUAUAGAUUACAGAGGUCUUGAAGUACAAGAUGAAACCAAAGUCCUUGACGAGGUACCUAUCGAUGAGAAGACUGUUCAAGAGACACAGAAUGAGAGGACUGUCCACGCAAUUCUCAAGGAAUCCAGUUCGAAUGUGUCAAAUCCCGUCAACAAACAAUCAGCUGAGAUGAAGGCGGUUCCACAAGCUGCAAUGUCCCAGGAGGAGGUUAUUUCACAUUCAAAGAAAACUCCACCUACAACCCCUAAUGCUGUGGCUUCGAGUAGUAAGAUGACCGAAGAUUGGUCAACUGUUGACCGUGAUUCUUUGACACGAAACCCAGGCGUCCCUAUCAAUUUACGAGCCAUGCGUUCUGCACAUUCUCAAGAAAAAGCGCCAGAUUUGCUACCUACGCCAUUAUCCUCAAGAGUUUCUGCUUUACCCAUUCAACCCAGAAAUUCCUCGCCUCCACCUGACCCGAAAUCUCUGGCAUAUAUUCCUUCUGGGUCUUCAACCAAUCCUCUUGGAAUUCGACCUUCCUCUGGGCGCAUUCUUCCUAUCACUUCGCAGAAAUCGGUCCCCAAAGGCCCGCGAUCUCUUGUAGGUCCCGCUCCACCAACGCAGCAGCCCAAAAAACCGGUUGUGGUUGGUGCAAAAUGGUCAGCAGCGAGAAGUUCUGGCUCCAGCUCAAAUGCAUUACAUGGUAAUGUCUCUACAGCAACUAACUCUUCCACGAUACCAGCAACAUCUACGACCUCGUCUCAUACCACUCCGACCUCUUCAUCGGUGAAAAUAGGACUAUCGCACAUCAUGCGUUAUGCAUCACCCUCACCGCCUCCUCCGCAGCCUGACCAUCCACCUCCUACACCACCCGUACCUCCUCAAACUGGAUUAGUGAAGUGGAAAAGGAUAUCGUGUGUUGACGAAAAACAAGCAAACGUACCUUCAUCCAUACCUUUGGAUCCCGAGUCAAGUAGUCAAGUGACACAAAUCUCGAAUGAAACCUUCCCUUCAUUACCUUCAAGUUCUUCUCUAAAACGGUCUCGCGAUGUGUUUACUGAAGAUAAUUCUCAACUACCUGAAAAUAGCAAAGGGCCAACUCCUAAGAAGGCCAGAUCUACUUCUCCUCUACCCCUUCCCCUUCCACAGUCCCAACCCACUCCCACUUCUAAUGACAAUACAUCACUGUUCAAAGUUCCGCCUGUCCUUUCUUCUCCAAUCAAGACUGCGAACACACCGCCAAAAGUCCCACAACCCAUGACUCACCCUUUACCACCAAAACCAGUCGCGACAGCCUCAUCGUAUCGUCCGCCAUCAGGGAAACGUGAGCGCAGUCUAGAGCCUGCAGAAUCAAAGCGACCGCCUCCUCGUACAGAUUGGCCAGCUACUCUUUCUAGCGCAAGCUAUCAAAUGCAAAGCAGUAGAUCGGGUGUGAAUGUCGGUAUACAGAGAAUCGUAUUUAGCUCAGAUGGGACUCAGAUCGCUGUAGUUUGCGCCGAUCGCACUCUGCGGAUAUGGGAAAACAAGCAACCUGCUGCUGAGGUUGCCAGGCUGUCCCACAAUACUGCUGUUGUUUGUGUAUGCUGGAUGCAUGCAGAUUCAGGCGUGCUGACAUUAACGGCGGACGGUAUGAUCAUGAAGUGGACACGGAACGGCAAGGAAUGGAAGUUCACCAAAUUGUUUCUUGUGUCAGAGGUAGCAAUGCUAGAUAUUCCCGUCUGUAUGGCAUACGCCAAGGAUCGCAUUGCUGUUACGACACCUUCUGGCGUUAAGGUGUGGAUACUUAACAAUGGAAGCUGGCAGUCUCAGCGUGACAUUGUUCGGUCAGGCGUAACUGCUAUCCGGUUUGUGUUCAAUGGAGACGCGCUUAUUGGAGGUUGCCGUGACGGAGUUUUAUGGUAUUCCGAAGUACCAAAUGGAACUCUCCGUGCCCAUGUUUUCUUCCCGUCCAAAAAACCCAUCACGUCUAUUGACCUGCCACCUACUGGUACCUAUCUAUUAGUUGCGCAAGAGGGCGGGCAAUGUCAUUUGGUAACACUGAAACCAAGUGAGAGCAAAGGCGUUAUCGAGCGAACAUAUACAUCGGAAAAGCUCCAAUCUCUCAAGCAGAAGAGUUUCCCCGCCGUGUUCGCCACCAGGGGCCAAGCAGUUCUCUAUGGCACCGUAAACGGAUGUGCGCUUGUGUGGGAUAGGAAGAAAGGAGUGAUUGUAUAUGGGCUUAAACAUCCAGAAGGCGACCUAAUACAGGCUGCAGCUACAUUUGACGGACGGCCUGGCGUGGAAGGUUUGAUGGUCACUGGGACGACUCAAGGACGACUGUUUUGGUGGCCGCAACCUGUUGCAGCAGCACCUAGUAGUACCCACAAUGGGACUGGGACGCGUGCGUUGAUUGUGUUGUAUGUUGUUUGGCAUUAUGCCACGGACAAGGCCGUGCUCCUUUACCAGAGCGAUCAAGUCGUUGCAACCAACGCCUUCACCAUCUGUGAGUUGCCUGCCUUUCGUCCUUCUUACCGUCUUCUACCCUAUGAAACACAGCCACGAGGCUCUGUUGCCACGCCGCCAAUGUCUUCAGGCGAUAAGAGACGGCUCAGAGGGAUAAAUCUCAUCAACAUGCAGACAAUUAAGUGUGUGGUCGUUGGGGAUGGUGCUGUUGGAAAGACUUGCCUGUUGAUCUCGUAUACCACAAAUAAAUUUCCUAGUGAAUACGUCCCAACAGUUUUCGACAAUUAUGCUGUCACAGUGAUGAUUGGCGAGGAUCCUUACACGUUAGGUCUUUUUGAUACCGCUGGUCAGGAGGAUUAUGACCGUUUACGCCCACUGUCGUACCCGCAGACAGAUGUUUUCUUGGUCUGCUUCAGCGUGACUUCUCCUGCCUCCUUCGAGAACGUGAAGGAGAAAUGGUUCCCAGAAGUGCAUCAUCACUGUCCAGGUGUACCUUGCCUUAUCGUCGGAACACAAGUCGAUUUGAGGGAUGAUGCUCAAGUGAUAGAGAAGCUGUCCAGGCAGAAGCAGAGACCGGUCACGAGUGAGCAGGGAGAAAGACUUGCACGGGAACUCGGAGCAGUCAAAUACGUAGAAUGUUCGGCUCUGACGCAAAAGGGUUUGAAGAAUGUGUUCGACGAAGCCAUUGUAGCUGCCCUGGAGCCCCCUGUUCUGAAGAACAAGAAAAAGAUGUGUCUCGUCCUUUAA
This is a messenger RNA of Psilocybe cubensis, 4491 nucleotides long. RefSeq names its product Cell division control protein 42-like protein. The transcript has 19 exons. The coding region runs from base 1 to 4491 and encodes 1496 amino acids. NCBI's taxonomy places the organism in Eukaryota, Fungi, Basidiomycota, Agaricomycetes, Agaricales, Agrocybaceae. The record is from RefSeq and is a predicted model, not a curated record. Gene Ontology annotation, biological process: small GTPase-mediated signal transduction. Gene Ontology annotation, molecular function: protein binding; GTP binding; GTPase activity.